UAACAAUUUUCCUGCCUACAAUUUGACCGGACCAACAAUGACUUCAAAAGAUCCUAAUGAACCAUCCAUCAAGGAAGCUCUCAAGACCGUCAAGAUCGAAGAUCUUAAGAAUAUCCCUCAGAUUCCUUGUGCUAGAAAUAGCUUGUUGUACGGUAUUGGCGGAGGAGCUGGAUUUGGUGCUAUAAGGUUUCUUGCAAGGCGCUCAGUCCCAUCCGCCGCCAAUUGGGCUGUUGGUUCCUUUUGUGCUAUAGCAACAAUCAGCUUUGAGAUGUGCCAAAUGGACCGUAGGAAUACAGUGACCAAGCUUAAAACCAAAAUUAAUGAAAUCAAGACCCGAGAAAGAUCACAGAUUGUCGAGGAACGAGAUAGAUCAGGCGCUCUUAGUGCGGUCAUUGAGUUACCAGAGCAUUUGAAGAAUUUCAAUGAAAAGAAAGACGAAUAGUGUUUGCUCAGUCAUAACUUGUCAUGUAAAUAGAACAUCUAGAGACCAUAAUAAAAUCCACCACAAUAGACAAUGCACGAACGAUGUGCCUUAA
Umbelopsis ramanniana AG is the source of this 536-nucleotide messenger RNA. RefSeq lists its product as uncharacterized. The transcript has 3 exons. The coding region runs from base 38 to 442 and encodes 134 amino acids. The record is from RefSeq and is a predicted model, not a curated record. Gene Ontology annotation, cellular component: mitochondrion; mitochondrial inner membrane. Lineage: Eukaryota; Fungi; Mucoromycota; Umbelopsidomycetes; Umbelopsidales; Umbelopsidaceae. Gene Ontology annotation, biological process: mitochondrial respiratory chain complex IV assembly.